Molecule: messenger RNA, 8864 nt
Organism: Monomorium pharaonis (pharaoh ant)
Lineage: Eukaryota; Metazoa; Arthropoda; Insecta; Hymenoptera; Formicidae
Product: myb-like protein I
Exons: 1
Coding region: 7496-8023 (175 amino acids)
Source: RefSeq, a predicted model, not a curated record
UUUUUAAAUUUUUCCGUAAUUUUAUUUUCUGACGUUAAUGCCGAGCGAUCGAUAUUUUUUUUUUUUAUAUGAUUUAGGAAAAGGUGAAAUUGGAUUGAUGGGGAGGGGAGGAAUUUUUGGAAAGGUACCGGAGCAGCAGGUCGCGUGUAUGUCCAGUUCUUGUAUUAGCCGUGGAUCUCUCUCUCUCUCUCUCUCUCUCUCUUUCUCUCGCUUUCUCUCUUCAUCUUUCCCUUCUCCUACUCUUUUUCUCUUGCGGGAGCCACGUGCGCCUUGAGGAACUCUUCUUUUAUAUCCCGCGUCCUUUGUUCGGCAGCAGCUGUCCGGCUAAAGAAAUUCCUUUCUCGACCGUCAGCCCGAUUACUCUUGAUCCCUCCGUUCCCCUACUCUCGUACCCUUUCCCCUCCCCCCCCCCCUGCUAUCGAACGUAAAUCUGAAUCAGAUAUCACUGAUCUCGCGCGUUCCAUCCGACGCUUGCAGAAAUUCACGCGCACGUCGAUAAAUGUACGUGUGUGCGAAAUGCUUUUGUACAGUAUAUCCUACCGCGAACAGAUCUCGCAACGAUGGAUUCAUCGUCGAGGAAUUUGAAGUUCACAAGUCUCUGUAACAAAAGUUCUUUUGUUACAAGUAUGAUUCGAAAUGAAAGUUUUACAUGUAUAAUUUCUUGCGAGAGAGCUCGAAAUUUUAUCAAAAAAUUCAAAAUAUUUCGCAGCAAUAAUCGAAAAGCCUUUAGACAUAGUUUUCGGUGACGCACAUAUAGUGAACGAAUAUUUAUUAAUACUUAAAUGUCUCUUUUGAAUUGUCAUUUAUCUUAUUUAACUUAAAAAACGUUAAAAACGAAGUAUGUUAUGAGUCAUAUCUCUAUUUUUUUUUAACCAUAUGUUAGAAAAAUAUUAGUAUAAUUGCAUUUUAUAAAAUACUUUGCUAAGAUCUUAGUGAGGUAACAAAGUCAUUAUGAAGUUGUAAUGAAAGUAAAUUCAAUCUAUAAAUUUGCUUUGGAAAAAUAAUUUAUUUAAGUUUUUCGUUUUUAAACUAAAGUUUUAAAGUUCUAAUAUAUUUGUCAUUGCUACGAAAACAAUAUAUAUGCAAUAGAGUUUAAAAUUAGGAUUUUAAAUUUAUUGUCUUUUGUCCAGAAUGUUUAAGCGUUUUGAUGAUAAAAUUAAACAUACUCUUCUCGAAGCAAUUUGCAAGUUACUUUUUACUUUUUACGCAUAACACUUUCAAACGUAGAUGCGUUCAUGGAAGAUUUAGCAUUUUACGCGAAGAAGUUAUCGCGACGAGCGCCCGAGAUGCACCUUAUGGAAGAUCGAGAACACAAAGUUGCAUCCGCUUAUGUGCACGUCCGAUUUUCCUAUCCCGAAGUGGAUCAGGUUGUUUAGAGGGGCCUUGGUGAGGCCCUUCGAGCGAAGCACGAGACCCACUUCAUACGGAAUUCGGUAGCCACAGGGCGAUCACGUGAGCGCCCGGUAGCGCUUGGGCCCCCAACGCGUUUCUCCUUCCCCCUCUGUUCCUUCCUCUCCACUCUUGUACCUAAACCUAAUCAUUUUAAUCUCGAGAGCACGUUCCUCUUUCUUCCUUUUCGUCGUGGCGGCCAUCGUCGGGUCCUCAUCAGCUUUGGGAGGUAGCAACGGGCUCCGGCCGAAUUCUACGAAAGUCAUGUCCGGUGGAAACUUGAGCGACGUCGUCUACACGGCUGCACGUCACAAAAUUCAUAAACUCCGUGGCGGUCAUGCCACUAAGCCUAACCCUUUAAUUUCAUUUCUUAUCACUCGAAAAUAUUUUAUUGCCUUCUUAUGUCCCAUGUCUAAAUACUUUACGCAUUAUUCAGAGAUUUUAUGUGAAACGAAAAACGUAUAAAUUUAUACUUUUACAUUCUGUUUUUAUUAUUAGUUAAAAUGAGAUUUCGUGGAAUACAAAGAAUUACGAAUAAAUAAUUAUAAAAUCAAUUGAUUCGGAUUAAGUUUUGUUAUUGUCAAUGAUAAAAAUAACAUCUCUGAAUGUCAGUAACUAUAGGUUCUAUUUUUAUAUCGAACUUGUGUCGAGACAAGUUCCUCUCCUCUCGCUCGCUCGCGUAUUCAUAAGAAAAUCUUACGAAUGCGCCCAAUUACAAAACACCGCGGGCAUUCCUGAAUAAGCCUAUACACUAAGGUCGUAAUAGUGGCCUGGCACUGGCCUCGUACGUAUCCUCGGUCCAUCUCCAUCCCUCUCCCUCAUUCUCUCUCCUUCUCUCUCUCUCUGUUACCUCGCUUCCUCUCUCCUUUAUUUGUACUCCCUCUUCACGCGCAAGCCCGCGUGGUUGGCGCACUAUAAAAGGGGGCCCCGCGGACCGGGCCCGACCCAGGUCCGCUGCCUCCGCGCCACCACGCCGCGCCGUGCCGCGCCGAGCCGAGCCGAGCCGAGCCGAGCCAAGCCACGCCGAGCCACGCCGCGCCGCGCCGCUCAGAUAAAUAUGCGGGAGGGGUCGGAAUUCCUCACUCGGCUGCAUUCCGAUCCCUCCUCCUCCGCUCCGUCUCUACUGCCGCCACCAUCACCAUUCGCGCUCGCUCGCUCACUCGCUCGCUUGCUCGCGCGAGCGGGCCUCCUUCCUUGCCAUUACUCCUUGCAACGUGAACUUCUCGGCCGCCCCGCGGCCUCUUCUCUUUCUCGCUUUCCUCAUUCUUUCCUGCCUGUGCGCCUCUCUUUCUCUCUCUUUCUCUCUCUCUCUCUUUCUUCUCUCUCAGUCUUUCUAUCUUGAGUUCUUCUAGCUCUCGCUCGUCUUUCUCGUUCGCGCGGAAAUCGUCUCUCUGGUACAGUGUCAAACUGUCAUGACAGUCUUCGUUUGUAGUGUACCAUUGACGAAAUGAUAUAGGUCAUAAAGAAUUAAAAAAUCUGCACAAUUGCUUUUGCACAGCUUAUAAAUGCAAUACCUCUUCUUAUCAUAUCUAAUGCACUAACAGACACUUAUUUUGCUUCACCCGAUUUUUUAUUGUUCUCUUUCAUUUGUUUUUUUUUUCCAAUUUUCUCAUUGGUUUUAUCUUUUUUGUUUAUCCCUCCUCCUCUUCCUCUUUAUUUCUUGCUACACUUGAUUCGUAGCUCUGCCUUCUCAUCUAUUUCUUUAGUUACUCUUCUCACCAUAUCUUUUUAUUUCAUCAUCUCCUUCAGGUAUGCUAGUUUUCUUCGUCUGUUCUGGUCCAUUCCCUCAUUCGUAACUCUCCUGCCUAUUCGCAUCCUUCCUUCUCGUCGUCUCUGCUCUCGCAUUCCCGUCGACCUCCCAAUAUUUUCUUCCUAGUGCAGCUCUUGUCUUCCGCUUCGCCACGGACGUCGUCCCUUCAUCGCGCGGAAAGAUGCCGCACGCAAGUGCCGAGAUGAAGCCACCGAGAUAGCACACGUGCGUGCACACGCGUACGUUACACGCUGUGCCGCAGUGACCGCAAAAAUUAUCUUAAGAGAUGGUGAAUCCACCUUCGCCAUUGAAAUGUAUAUGUGCGACCCUGAUACAUCGUUUGAUCCUGUCGAUCAAAGACCGCCGAUCGCAUCCGAAUACCUUAAUCGUCGUGACACAGUCGUGUGCAAAUUGCACUCGCGUUUUUUCUCGGAAACUCCAUCGGGUUCGAAUGUAAUUGAGGAUUUUUUCGCUCGAUUUGCACUUUAUCCAAGUUUAUCUGCAUGCUAAUGAUGAAUUAAACGGUAAACAGAGAUCUCGCCUAUACGUGAAUCAAUAAUGCUCCUUAAUGAGAAAUUUCUCCGCGCGAUGACAAGCGAGAGCGAUACGAUCGACGCGCGGGUACGAUUUUGCAAUACGGAGUAAGAAAGUAUUAAGCCUGCGUAAUCACUUUUACUACGUGCACGCGUGGAAUGUAAUCGGAAAAUGACCGAUUAAUUGCUUUUCGGGAUCGAUAAUCUGUUCUUCUUUGUGAUCCUUCGACUUCUUCUAAUCAUCCUUCUCAUCUAGAGAUAAGAGUUCUUUCGAGCCAUUAAGUGAGCCGGUGAGGCAAGUCACCCCAAUGUAAAAUGAGAGAAAAGAGAAAAGCCAUUAGGAAUGCAUAAUCCCUAACAGAUCCGUUUAAAAAAGACGGGCGCGCGCGAGGAAUGGCGAUUUUAAGCACGGGAGAAGGCAUAAUUUUUGAUAAUAUUUUUCGCGUGAUUAAAAAAAAAAAAAGAAAUUGUCGCUUUUCUCUCGAUGUGGACUAAGAAUACUCAAAACACUCAACAGUUUAUAUCAAUAGUUCUCGUUUGGAAUUGUCCGAGAUCAUGAACAAAAAGAUGGUUCUAUCGAGGCGGAAUUUUGAACGAGAGCAAACGAUGUUCGUGGUUUCUCGUAGCAUUCUCAAGGCGGAGGACGCGAGGCACUCGCGAGAACGAGGAGCAGGAAGAGAGAGAGAGAGAGAGAGAGAGAGGGAUGGAGAUGGAGGGAGAGAAGGCAGGCCGAUGGAAUGGAAUUCAGCAAUCAGUUAGGCAUUCGGCUCCUAGGAUAGCGAGCUCCAGGCGGUAUAAAUCGCGGCCGUUUGCGCAGGAAUAUAUCCGAGAGAUGCCUUCCGCCUCCUCUUCAUCCUGUCGCGCGUUCCCUCUCUUCUACACGGACGAUCCGACGACGCGCGCGGGGCUCGUCUUCAUCGUAUGAUCCUGCUGUACCUUCCUCCCCUCGUAUCCUUCGAGAUGACCUUUUGUUUUUUCUCAUACUAGGAACGGUAUUAGGCGUCUCGCUUGGAAUGCGGCUGUCGCUGAAGAGUUCUCGUUCCUUCGACUCCUUUCAGGCGGGAGGUCCUAGACAUCGGACGAUACCGAGAAACAGGGGCUACGGGCUCUAGCUAGUUUCAAUUAGAGUCGCAAGCAAAACAAUUAUUGUCAAUCAGGCAUAAAAUCUUAGAAAUAUCAAUCUAUAAUAAAUAUGUUUUAACAAUUAUUUUUAAGGUACUUUAAAAAAAAUUAUUUUAGGCACAAGUGUUUUAUAUACGCGUACUACGGGAAUGUAUUUAAGGGAUUCGGAUAUUAAUUGUAAAAGACAAUUUAAUCUGUGAUAUAAGGUUUCGAAACCUCGGAAUUAUGAAGUUGUAAAACAAUGUAAAAGUAAAAUAUCACACACGUAAAAUAGUAGAAAAGAGAAACAAAUAUGCAAAAUGUGUAUUUACGUUCUCUUUAGCGUGGAAUUUUUAAAAGUUAACCGAAAAAAAAUUCCGUUUCGAAUGCCUCGCAUUAGUAUAUGUCAUAUAUACGGAAAAGGUCGAAAUCAGGGGAGAGUGAGUGACGAUUGGGACCCAAAAGCGAGUCGGAGACUUCCUGUCGGAAAUCGAAAUCGUUUUGCUGUGCUGGGGAAGAGAAGAAAAAAGUCCAUCGAACGAAAAAAAGAAUGCACUAGUCGGAGGUCGCCAAGCUAUCGUAGCGGCAGCGACGAGGGAAUGAAAGAGAUGGAGAAGGAAAAGAAUAAGGACGACGACAGGGAGGACAAGCGGGUGGAAAAAAUAAGACUGCUUUCCGCGGAGCGGACCAACAGGCCCGUACUCGAUACCAUCUGUGUGUGCUCUCUCGACAAUAAUAGUAUGGACCGAGAAAUAUGCGCGCGAGGCGCCGUAGGUUUUCUCCGACGUUUUGAGGGCGAAGAGGAAGAGUGGCGUGGAGGGGAGGGGGAGAGAUCACGAUGGCUUCGUGGAGAGGAUGCGAAAAGGCACGAAAGAGAGAGAAGUGGCCGGGAGGGAGGAGGGGGGAGGGAGGGAGCGGAAAGAACCCGUGUGCUCUCCUCCGGUGCACAUACUGGAGCCUCACGGAUGAGGAGGCGAGUCCCCGCGAUUGGCGGAGAGUGGUGGGGCGGCGCGCAACGAGCGAGGCCCCGCUGCCCUGCCGGCUGGGCCCGCUCUUAGAUGAUCAUCCGGAGACACGGCUGAUGGGGCCAGUAGGGGCCCCAGAAAUUCCAACAAGGACGGGGCAUAAUGCGCGACUCAAGGUCGGUUCUACUACCAACGGCAAGGCCCCGGCGGAUGCGACCACGUUCAAGCAGGGUCGUACCGUGACCUCGCCAGAACUCUCUUCCCCGCCCUUCCCUUUUCCCUCCUCUUUCCUUGCCCUUCCAUCGCGUCCCUUCUUCAUACCUUGUUCUACCUCUCCCUCGUCCAUUUGUCCUCGCAUCCUCCGCUGAUCCCUCAGCAAUCCUGGCUACCUUCUCGUCCACCUUCCUCUCUGCUUGCUCCUGUCCUCUUAGCUUGUGCGCGCGCGCGCUGUCCCCACCAAUGACAGAAUCGUGUACUGGCCCUCAGGCGCCCUGUACUUCUGGAUUGCACUGCAUGCGACGACAUUCCGCGAGUGAAAAAAAUAGACGCCCUCGAGGGCCAGAAUGAUGAUGAUAAACAUGGAUUUCGACACUUUGUACAAUAGAAUGAAACUUAUUUGAUAUAAAGAGUUACAAACAUAUUUGCAAAAUAGUUGUUAUUAUUGACUAUAUAAUACUUUUCUUUUAUCAUCUUUGCAUGUACUUUUGCAUGCACGUAUUUACGCUGUGUAAUAGAUAUAUAAAAUGUACAAGUAAAAUUUUACUAUUUUUUAUGUAAUAAGAAUAUUCAAAUUUUUAAUAAAAAUAAAAUAAAUUAUAUGAAAUUCUUUUUCUUUAAAAAAAGGAAGAUUUCCCUAAGCAACUGAUUGAUUAUUAAUGAUAAAGAAUAUUUAACAGCUUUAAUCUCAGGAUUCAAUUGCAAGGCAAGUUAAGCGAUUUGCUCUCAACGCGAGAGCGAGACAUUGUACUGUGCCAUUCAAAUUUUUAAUUAAUUCUUUUCGAAAUUAGAAAUAAAUCGAGGUCUUAGUUGCAACAAUCUUGUCGGGGUUGCCGAGGCCCGUCUUUUUACGUUGGGUAAGAAAGAGGCGCUUGAGGCCGCCAAGAAGUGAAAGAGAUAGCAUGAAAAAUAUACGAUGGAGGAAGCGCCUGGAAUGAGAGAGGAGAAGAUGAAGAAGAAGAAGCAGAAGAAGAGAAGGAGGAGGAGAAUCAAGAGGGAGUACGUGGAGCCAGUUUGUGCUCCAUCCCGUUGAAGAGAGGAAAGAAUCUGUGUGCGCGAGGCUGCGGUGGUAGGGGUAAAAAGGGUAUCGGAGGAGGGAGAGGAUGGACGCUGAAGAGUAGGGGCAGGACUGGCCGGACGAUGCAAGAAGCGAAGGAAGAGAAGGCAAAAAGAGGAAAAAAGGUGGGAUCCCUUAAAAAUUGAGACCCACGGAGGGGAGGGGGUGGGGAUUGGAAUUUCGGGCCCCGUACAGCGGCCAGUCUCGAGGAGGCCUUCGCGAAGAUGAGGCGAGGAGAAAAGAGGAGAUAGAAGAGUACACGAGAGUGCAGGAGGGUACGAGACGGGGAUCGAGAGGAGGAAGUGAAGAAGCGGAGAAACGAAAGGAGGCGGCAAGAGAGAGAGAGAAGAGAAAGAUAAGGUGGAAGAGAAAUAGAAAGAAGAGAGGAAGAAGAGGAAAAAGCGGAGGUGAAGGAGGAGCAGGAACAGGAGGAAGAAAGGCAUCGCGUAGCCAGAGAGUGCGCACAGUUCAUCGUGUACUCGGCAUGGACCGUCAGUACACCCUCUGCGUACUCGUACCGGCACAUCAGUACCGUAAUUACGUCAACAAUUACCAUCAACAACAACAGCAGCAGCACCACCACCAACAACAACAGCAGCAACACGCGCAGGAACAGCAGCACAGAAAUUUUCAGCCUCCAACGUAUCUUCAGUAUCAACAGCAACGCUUAAUUCAGCAGCGGCAACAACAGCAACAACAGCAAGAGCAAAUCUACGAAAACGUUGUGUCGCAAUAUCGCAUGAGGAUGUGUUAUCAUAACGAUUAUGAGAACGACGAGCAAAUACAGCGGUUCUAUUGGGAGCAGUGUUAUAAGCGCAACGAUACCGAUGCUACAGCGUAUUACUACUGUGAAUAUGUAAGGACUCUCAUUUGGAUUACUCGUUUGAGAAAUGUUUCUCAAGUACUCGUCGGUUCCACUAGUUAUUGCGCGUCGCUUCUUUCCAAAGAUGGAAAUAGUGUAUUUUUAGUGGUUUUGUUUGCAAGUAAAAUUCUCGUUCUCGUUUUUAUUUAGGAGGUGCUUCGCAAAAUUUUUCAUCGAGAUAUUAGAGUUGCAAAUAUUUCUUUACGACAAAACAUGAUUAUGUGUCAACGAAUUGUGAGAUUGAUAUAUUGUGAUUCUUUGCAUAAGAAACCGUGUAGUUUUCUCAAAUAUUGAGAAUACAGUGAUGUCACAUAUGUGAGAUAAACGUAAAAUCGCAGGAUAGGAAUUUAAUUAUACUUUCUAUAUAAAACGUUUUAAACGCAAGACGUAUCGACACGUGACAUUAGAAGUUAUAUUUAUAUGAUUGAGAUUAGUUUUUUAAAUUUUAACUAUGAAAAUAUAAAAUUACAAUUCUUCUUUUUUCAACGAUUACCUAAAAAAAGUCUCUUUUAUAUUAAAGAAAAAGAUAUUUGCCUUCUUGAUUUUAUUUUCUCGAAGAACUUUGUUUGUAAUCCUUCUAAUUUAUAUUUCUUCGCAUAUAAUCUUUAAUCUUUACACAUAUAAGUUAACAUCUGACAUUCUAGCGCGCGCAAUUUGCACGUGAUCGCUAAAUAAAUAAUUGAAAACCGGACAGCUCAGCAACGCUGCUAUUUAUAGAAGCACAAGCACCUAAAUACUUAAAACUUAAGUAACUACCGUUUAAAAGUUACAUAAUUACAACAAAUUAAAUUCUUUUAGCGUUUAUAAUUUUCUUAACACAGCAAAUUAAUUUGUCUUGCUCUUUACGAGAAAAGAAGUUUGGCCGAUACGUUAUCGAUACGUAGAGAACCAGUGUUACAUCAUGUUAUAUGAUAUUGAUAUAAAUAUAAAAAUGAAUAUAAAUAUAAAAAAAGUUUUGAUAAUUGUUCUAAAAAGAUGCAAUCAAUUCUGU